CAAACUUUCUGGAGCUGUAGGAAAUUGAUUGCAAUCGCAUUCUCGUAUUAUGUUCGCCAUGGAUGUUGACAGGCGGAAAGCCACAUUGUUUGGCGCCGCCGUCGUAAUUCGUUUGCUCCUCUUCACUGGCUUCCCAGGUCUACCAGAUCUCCUUACAGCUCGAGUCGAAAUAUCAACACCUGUGACCAGCUUUAAGAGAUUACAAGAAGGCUUGUACCUAUACAAUCAUAACGUUUCCCCAUACGAUGGUGGUGUAUAUCACCAAGCUCCUCUUCUCCUUCCCUUGUUCGCCUUGCUACCAAGCUCUUCGACAUACCCCGCCUUCACUUAUCUCCUCUACAUUCUCGUGGACCUUUUGAGUGCCAAUGCUCUCAUGCAGAUAGCAGACUCUGGUGAAGCAGGAUCUUCUAAGCUGUAUACAUCACCACGGAAGGAGAAAAGAUGGAGUAACUUUGCUAUUGCCGCAGCAUUCCUCUUCAAUCCCUUCACUAUUGCAACUUGCAUAGGCCGGCCUACUAGUGUCUUUACGACUUGCGCAAUACUACACGCAAUCUCGAAAGCGGUUGCCGGCAAUUCUUUCACCUCGAUGUUCGCGUUAUCCUUCGCUUCUUACCUUUCCAUGUACCCGAUUCUCCUUUUCCCACCAUUGGCACUGCUAUGCUACGAUCGAAAGAAGCCUAUGAAGGGCCACGAAUCAGUCUACAACUUCGUCUUUGGGAAUGCAAUGGCCGUUGCUGGUUCCCUGUACUCGCUGCUACAUAUGUCUUUCUUGAUCACAGGCUCAUGGGAGUUCCUGUUUUCUACUUACGGCGUACAACUCUUGCUUCCAGAUCUUACCCCCAACGUUGGUCUUUGGUGGUAUUUCUUUAUCGAAAUGUUCGACUCAUUCCGGAACUUCUUCCUAGGCGUCUUCUGGAUCCAUCUCUCAUCUUACGUAGCGGGAUUGACCAUUCGCCUCCGACGUCAGCCACUGUUUGUCAUUACCAUCCUUUUAGGGAUAUUUGCAAUCUUCAAGCCCUACCCAUCGAUCUCCGACACCUCACUCUUCCUCGCCGUCUUACCCCUUUAUAGGCACGUAUUUCCACUCAUGAGAUACACCUUCUUGGCAUCCUCCACCAUCCUAUAUGCAACGCUCUUAGGUCCUGCAUUCUAUUAUCUGUGGAUCUAUGCAGGCAGUGGAAAUGCAAAUUUCUUUUAUGCUAUAACCCUGGUGUGGAGUCUCGGCUUGAGUGUCCUAGUCGCGGACGCAUUAUUCGCCGUCCUGAGGGACGAGUGGGAAGUGGAAAGACCGGAAAUGAAGGGCAAGGAAAUACGGCAAAUAUGAUGAUGAUAAAAAAUGCAACUUUGAUAUAUUGACUAUGAC
Molecule: messenger RNA, 1363 nt
Organism: Mollisia scopiformis
Lineage: Eukaryota; Fungi; Ascomycota; Leotiomycetes; Helotiales; Mollisiaceae
Product: GPI transamidase-like protein component PIG-U
Exons: 3
Coding region: 59-1324 (421 amino acids)
Biological process (GO): protein localization to cell surface; attachment of GPI anchor to protein
Cellular component (GO): membrane; GPI-anchor transamidase complex
Source: RefSeq, a predicted model, not a curated record